This is a messenger RNA of Antechinus flavipes (yellow-footed antechinus), 1373 nucleotides long. Its product is annotated as mucin-13-like. The coding region runs from base 285 to 599 and encodes 104 amino acids. NCBI's taxonomy places the organism in Eukaryota, Metazoa, Chordata, Mammalia, Dasyuromorphia, Dasyuridae. The record is from RefSeq and is a predicted model, not a curated record. The transcript is spliced from 6 exons.
UAGGAGAAAAUUUAUGUAAUUCAAAUGGUUGUAGUGAUACCUCUGAGGAUUGCUCAAAUGGCUUCCAAUGUGAAUGCCGAGAAGGAUUAGCAAGACCCUUUCCUGUGUCUUCUUCUUGCUCAGUUUGUGACUCUGAAUGUAGUGAAAAAAACAAUAAGCAAUGUGUUAAGAAGGUUGGCUCCUUGAAUCCAGAGUGUGAAUGUCUACCUGACUACUUCAAGAAGGGAAGCAGCUGUCAAGCAUGUGACUUUGGAUACAGUGGAAUAGGCUGCAAGGAUAACUAUAUGCUGAUCUUUACUGUGGUGUGUGUCAUUGGUGGGGUCAUCCUCUUGGGUACAAUAAUUGGGUUGAUUGUCUUAGCCAGAUCAAAAAAGAAGGGAAAGAGUGGAGAAGAGGACAGUUUGAUUAAUAGGGACUUCAGUAAUGUGAGGCUGGAGACUACAGGGUUCAACAAUCCAGCCAUGUCCUCUGGGGGCCUUUUCCCCAAGGUCAAUGUUGCUCAAUUUUCAAAGAACCAAAGCAAUGUGAAAAGUAAUCCCUAUGAAGAUCCACAUGAAGAUCCAUAUUUCCGAAGGCCUAUGCCUACACGAGAUUAUUAGGUUAAUGAAAACCCGAAGCCGCCAACCAUUCAUCAAUGAACUGUGACCCAGAUUUUGAGUUCCAAAUUAAUUCAACUGAUAUAUAGUAGAGGAAGAGAUGGCACAUGAAAAGGCUGGAUUUCUUAAGAUUUCUAGUAUUUGGAAGUCACAACUGGUUGAAAUGACAAUUAUUUAUUCACUAAACAUAAAGAAAUGAUUGGGUGUUAUAAGGCUAUUGUUGUUUUUUAAAACCAAUAUGAAGUAGGGACAUUGUCAAAGCCUUGCUAAAGUGCCCUCCAUAUGGACUUCAGAAGUGAGAGUCCUUUGUAUCACAUCAUUCCCAUCCCACUUAGUCACAUGGUUCUGUUAUCUCUCUAAGGAAUGGUCUUGGGGGUCUUCAACUUAAUAGUUACAAAUGCAUUAGGCUAUUUCAGGGUAGUUACAAGGGCAAGGAAGUCAUAAGAAGAUACCAUGCUGAAAAGUCAGAUGAAGGAAACAACCUUAGUAUCUUGCUUUUGUUUUGUAUUGUGUCGGACAGACUUCUGCAUCAGGGGCUCUGGACUUGAGGUACCUAUGCCCCCAGGGGAUGUAAGAAACUUGCUGAGUAUAAGGAAGUGUGAGAAAUUAUGACCUUAACAAAUAUCUCUUUAUUUUAUUUGCAUAUUCUUGAUGAACUCUAGAAUUUAUUUUCUUUCAUAUUGAAAAGGAGAUCUAGAAAGUCUUAUUAAAAAUCAAGGUGUAUGGGGAACAAAAAUAAUCUGUGCCCCAAACUUAAUAAAAUGUCUUUGAAAUAGA